CGGUGUGCCGCUCGGGGGCCCCAACGAAAGCGUGACGCCGACGCCGACGUGGCCCUUUUCGUCCCCAACAGGCUGCAGAUUGAAAAGAUAUGAAUGAAUAUCCCAAAAAAAGGAAAAGGAAGACUCUACACCCUUCCCGUUAUUCAGAUUCCUCUGGAAUAAACAGAAUUGCAGAUGGAUUCAGUGGGAUUUUUUCUGAUCAUUGUUAUAGUGUCUGUUCUAUGAGGCAGCCAGAUCUGAGAUAUUUUGAUAACAAAGAUGACGAUUCUGAUACGGAACCAUCAAAUGACUUGCCAAAAUUUACAGAAGGAAUCAAAGCCAGGAACAGAAAUCAGAACUACCUGGUUCCUAGUCCAGUGCUUAGAAUUCUAGACCACACUGCCUUUUCUGCAGAAAAAUCUGCUGAAAUUGAAAUUUAUGAUGAAGAAUGUGACUCACCUGAGUCAGUCAACCAGCAAACGCAAGAGGAGAGUCCUGUUGAGGUUCACACUGCCGAAGAUGUUCCAAUUGCUGCGGAGGUACAUGCAAUUUCUGAAGACUAUGAUAUAGAGGCAGAAAACAACUCCUCGGAGAGCCUCCAGGACCCAGCCGAUGAAGAGCCACCAGCCAAGCUUUGUAAAAUCCUUGACAAGAGCCAAGCUUUGAAUGUGACUGCCCAGCAGAAAUGGCCAUUACUGAGAGCUAAUAGCAGUGGUCUGUAUAAAUGCGAACUUUGUGAGUUCAACAGCAAGUAUUUUUCUGACUUAAAGCAGCACAUGAUCCUGAAGCAUAAGCGCACUGACUCAAAUGUGUGUCGAGUGUGCAAAGAAACAUUCUCAACCAACAUGCUUCUGAUUGAACACGCCAAACUGCACGAGGAGGAUCCCUACAUUUGUAAAUACUGCGAUUAUAAAACGGUGAUUUUUGAGAACCUCAGCCAGCACAUCGCAGAUACCCAUUUCAGCGAUCACCUGUAUUGGUGUGAGCAGUGUGAUGUGCACUUCUCCUCGAGCAGCGAGCUCUACUUACAUUUCCAGGAGCACAGCUGUGACGAGCAGUACUUGUGCCAGUUCUGUGAACAUGAAACGAAUGACCCGGAAGAUUUGCAUAGCCACGUGGUAAAUGAGCACGCAUGUAAAUUAAUAGAGUUGAGCGAUAAGUAUAACCACGGAGAGCAGGGACAAUAUAGCCUCUUAAGCAAAAUUACCUUUGACAAAUGUAAAAACUUCUUUGUAUGUCAAGUAUGUGGUUUUCGAAGUCGACUUCAUACAAAUGUCAACAGGCAUGUUGCUAUUGAACACACUAAAAUUUUUCCUCAUGUUUGUGAUGACUGUGGGAAAGGCUUUUCAAGCAUGCUAGAAUAUUGCAAGCAUUUAAAUUCACAUUUAUCUGAGGGGAUUUAUUUAUGCCAGUAUUGUGAGUACUCAACAGGACAGAUCGAAGAUCUUAAAAUUCACCUCGAUUUCAAGCAUUCGGCUGACUUACCUCAUAAAUGUAGUGACUGCUUGAUGAGGUUUGGAAAUGAAAGGGAAUUAAUAAGCCACCUUCCAGUUCAUGAGACAACUUGAUUAAUGUCAGUGUCAAAUAAAUUUUGGCUUUUGUUUUUGUUUUUUUAGGUGUUGAAAUGGAUUAUUUUAAAGAUAAUUUAAGGGAAUUGCCUGUAACAAGAAUAUUUUUAAUUUUCAGUUUUUAUGGCAUUGCUACAUUGUCAGCGUAUAAUUUAUCUGAAAUGUAUUUUUGAUUCCAUGGUAGUUGGUAGGUGACUCUUCCUAUGACAUGUGCUCCAAUUUCAUGAAUUGUUUUUAAAAAAUGUAUUGAAGAAACUUCUGUUACCAUAGGUGCUCUUGAGUUGUUUUAAACAAAGAAACACGCACACAAGACAGACUCGGUUUUCCAUGAUUAAUCACUUCACAUAUGAUGUCAUUAAAGUCCAGCACUGAACCAGAUCUGAAAGCACUCAAUUGUAUAUGAUGAUGCCCCCUGGUGCUUCCACUAACCAGAACCCCAGUCCCCUUCUGCAUUCCCCACUAGUAGCAUGUUCCCCCAUGGCAUCAGUGGGCACGUUAGUAACACUAAGAGGUCAAUGCUACUGCAGAGAGGAUCCCAUUCUUGUCAGACACUCUGGUUUUCUGUAAUUCUAGCUUUCUGUUAAUAUUGUUGCUAAGCCUUUAUGUGUUGAGUCAUUUUAAAUGUCCCCAGGGAGGGAUGGAAUUGGUGAGGGAUCAGACAGUAAAGGGAAAGAGCCAUUUCAUAACUCACUCAGAACAUGUCAGCAUUUAUUGCUGUAAUGUGUAAAAGAUUUUAGAAAGAAAGGGGCUGCUAGCAUGAUAAUGUACAAAUUACUUUUAACAAUGGCAAAACUGGUUUCACUUCUGAAAUAACAGUAUCAAAAAGGUAGCAGUGGCUCAUUGGCCUCAACUGUAACAAACAUGGCUGCAAACAAUACCACAUCCAGGUAUACUGAGAGUUGAAAAGACCACUGGUGUGGCCUAUAGGUAUUUCACCUCGAGUCCAUUUUGAGAAUGGUGGCUAUACUUGUCCUCAAAACUCAUCAUUUUUAAAAUUAUGUCUGCUAAUUUGUCAUAUAUGUAUAGCUGUGUUAAUGUACGAGAUAAAGGAGCUCCACUCUAAUCGAAAGAUUGCAGUCCUAAGUCCUCUCGGUGGGGACUCAGAGGCUUGGUAAUCUGCUUCCAACCUCAGCUUUUGAACACUCCGUCUGUGCUCUGAGUUCGAAUCUAUCCACUGCAACUGGUUUUCUUUAACUGGUGUUCUUAGAAGCCACACUGCUAUGUAAUUGGUCGAGGAAGGGGAAGGAGCCGGUCAAGGAGGUCUGUCUGAUAAAAGUAUCACAAUGCAAGUUGGAAGAGAAUCCUAAAAAUUAUCACACAAACAAA
This is a messenger RNA of Echinops telfairi (small Madagascar hedgehog), 2873 nucleotides long. It is a transcript of the gene ZNF639, whose product is annotated as zinc finger protein 639. Gene Ontology annotation, biological process: regulation of transcription by RNA polymerase II. Gene Ontology annotation, cellular component: nucleus. Bases 90 to 1547 code for a protein of 485 amino acids. The transcript is spliced from 5 exons. NCBI's taxonomy places the organism in Eukaryota, Metazoa, Chordata, Mammalia, Afrosoricida, Tenrecidae. Gene Ontology annotation, molecular function: DNA-binding transcription factor activity, RNA polymerase II-specific; RNA polymerase II transcription regulatory region sequence-specific DNA binding. The record is from RefSeq and is a predicted model, not a curated record.